This is a messenger RNA of Torulaspora globosa, 1362 nucleotides long. RefSeq names its product Rrn11p (gene RRN11). Gene Ontology annotation, biological process: transcription initiation at RNA polymerase I promoter; nucleolar large rRNA transcription by RNA polymerase I. The record is from RefSeq and is a predicted model, not a curated record. Gene Ontology annotation, molecular function: RNA polymerase I core promoter sequence-specific DNA binding; TBP-class protein binding; RNA polymerase I general transcription initiation factor activity. Lineage: Eukaryota; Fungi; Ascomycota; Saccharomycetes; Saccharomycetales; Saccharomycetaceae. The transcript has a single exon. The coding region runs from base 1 to 1362 and encodes 453 amino acids. Gene Ontology annotation, cellular component: RNA polymerase I core factor complex.
AUGUUUGAGUUUCCUAUAGCAUUGUCAUCCAAGAGAGUACGAAAUAGCCGUAAACUUCGAUACCAAUAUGUUAAUAAUCUGUACCAAAAGUAUAACAAGAUCGAAGGGAUCACACCCAAUGGUCUCCCAACACCUGAGAAUUCUGCUGCCGAAAGUAGCGAAAAUGAAUGUGCCCUAGAAAGGAAAAGAAAUCGCAUACGGAGAAGACUUAAGAGCAUAGCAGGAGAGAGUUAUAGCGAUUUCGAAUCAGACGAGGAGUUGAAUGAUGCAGCAGGUGAAGCCUUGGAAGACGAUGAAGAAGAGAAUCAAGAGCGCAGCUAUUUCAAGAAAUACGAGAAACCACAGGAAAGUUUUGAGAAAUGGCAAACAGACGCGAAGAAAAGAGCACCAAUACGAAGAACCAAGAUUUCGUUUACGAAAUAUCAAAGGAUGUGCAAGUCUGCCAAGCGCAAAAUGGCCAACGCACUCGAGCUAGCCUCAAGACGCAGCAGAAUUUACUUGCAAACUGUUAGCGAAGGUUUUGAAAUGGUCGAACCUAUCGAUGUGAAACCAGAGACGUACCAAAUGAAGCAUAUCAGUGUCCUGAACAGCCUUCUGCAUGUUCAGUUAUGUCGAGGAAAUUGGGAUGCUGCCUAUAACUGUUUUGCAUUACUUAUACGGAUUCCGGGCGUCGAUAUCAGAAAUGUCUGGGGUAUUGGUAAUCAAGUUUUGCAUGCUAAGGAGUCGCCAAAGUAUCUCGAAUUUUUGGAGUGGAUGAGCAACAUAUAUUCGUCAAGGACAACGUAUCCAGAGGAUGUGAACUUCAGAACUGCCCCUGUUUUCACCAAGGGUUCACGAACUCAUGUACCCAAGUUCGUCAGCACAUGGCUGUGGGAGUCACUCAUUCAGUAUACUCGAGAGUCAUUUGAAAUCAGCGGAGACUCUGAACGCGAUACUGAUAAAUUACAGGAACUGAUAGACAAGAUUUCGGAGAUGAUACUAGCACCUCCUCACAUGGAAGACUCAGAGAUCUGGUUCAUAUACAGUUUAUGCCAUAUGGUCAAGGCGGAUAUCCUGUCAACCAGGUUUGAUGGUCAUUUGGUUGGUUCUGCAAGAGAUAUUGCUAGCAAUCAAGUUAUACAGCAUAUCCAGAGGACGAAGAGCUGCUUACAAACUUGCAUAGCCAAAGGUGACUUCGCUUAUCCGAAGAGGCACAUCGAGCGACAACUGGAGACAUUUGAGAAAAGACUGCAUAUUGAUGAUACCGAUUCGAAGAGCAUGGAGCAAUAUGCUGAGGAAAUGAAUGAGGAAUUAGAUACGCAAAGCAUCUUAUCAGAAAACGCUUCUCAAGGUUAUUUAAGCGGACAUUCAUCAAGUACGUAA